AUGCGGCCGCCCUGGGGGCUCGCGCUCCCGCUGCUGCUACCCUGGGUGGCAGGUGGAUUAGGGAGCGCGGCCAGGAAUCACGGGCUGUCAGCAUGGGCAGGCCAUCCUGGGGUCUGUCACUAUGGAACUAAACUGGCCUGCUGCCACGGCUGGAGAAGGAACAGCAAGGGAAGCUGUGAAGCUACGUGUGUCCAUGGAUGCAAAUUCGGGGAGUGUGUGGGGCCAAACAAUUGUAGAUGCUUCCCAGGAUAUACAGGGAAAACCUGCAGUCAAGAUGUGAAUGAGUGUGGCUCCAACCCGCGGCCCUGCCCACACAGAUGUGUAAACACCCACGGAAGUUACAAGUGCUUCUGCCUCAGUGGCUACAUGCUGAUGCCAGAUGCCACGUGUGUGAAAUCCAGGACGUGUGCCACGACAGGCUGCCAGUACGGCUGUGAAGAAACGGAGGACGGGCCGCAGUGCCUGUGUCCGUCCUCGGGGCUCCGCCUGGGCCCCGAUGGCAGAGUCUGCACAGAUAUUGACGAAUGUGCCUCUGGUAAAGCCAUCUGUCCCUACAAUCGAAGAUGUGUGAACACGUUUGGAAGCUACUACUGCAAAUGCCAUGUUGGUUUUGAACUGAAAUAUAUCCGUGGACGAUAUGACUGUGUAGAUACAUGCAGCCUCCAUGCCAAUUGCCUCAAUACCCAAGGAUCCUUCAAGUGUAAAUGCAAGCAGGGGUACAAAGGCAAUGGACUUCAGUGUUCUGCUAUUCCUGAGAAAUCUGUGAAGGAAAUCCACAGGGCACCUGGUACCAUCAAAGACACAAUCAAGAAGCUGCUUGCUCACAAGAAAAGCAUGAGAAAGAAGGGGAAAAUUAAAAAUACCCUCCCCGGGUGCACUGGGCCUCCUGCUCCUAAGGUUAACUUGCGGCCAUUCAACCAUGAAGAGAGUGUUGACUGGAGCAGGAAGUCCAAUGGAGGAAAGAAAGGGCCUGAAGAGAGAAAAGACGGACUUGAGGGAGAGAAAGGAGACGAGAAAGCCCUGAAGAACCAUGUGGAGCGGGAAGAAAGCCUUCGAGGAGAUGUGUUUUCCCCUAAGGUUAAUGGAGCAGGUGAAUUUGGUCUGGUUCUGGUCCAAAGAAAAACUCCAACAUCCAAACUGGAAUACACAGAUUUAAACAUUUCAGCAGACUGCAGCUUUGAUCAAGGGAUCUGUGACUGGAAACAGGAUAUAGAAGAUGAUUUUGACUGGAACCCUGCUGAUCGAGAUGAUGAUGCCCUUCUCUCCACAUUCUACUGGGACAGCCCCUCAAGGAGGAUCAUUUUUGAAGCAGAACGUGGCAAGGGCAAAACUGGCGAAAUUGCAGUGGAUGGUGUCUUACUGGUGUCAGGCUUAUGUCCAGAUGGCCUUGUAUCUGUGGAUGGUUGA
Orycteropus afer afer is the source of this 1407-nucleotide messenger RNA. RefSeq names its product EGF like domain multiple 6 (gene EGFL6). Gene Ontology annotation, cellular component: membrane. Bases 1 to 1407 code for a protein of 468 amino acids. The transcript is spliced from 12 exons. The record is from RefSeq and is a predicted model, not a curated record. NCBI's taxonomy places the organism in Eukaryota, Metazoa, Chordata, Mammalia, Tubulidentata, Orycteropodidae. Gene Ontology annotation, molecular function: calcium ion binding.